GUAUCGCUCCCGAUCACUCCCUCCAACCAAUAUCACGUGUCAGUUGUGCGAUAUGGAGCUUGCAUCCUACGUCAUUCAGUCUCCCUCUCCCGUUCCCAAGGGCCCACACGACGGGCUUUCAGACGAGCAUUGUCCUUUCAUUUCGCUGUCGUCUGCUAACCGAUCCAACACUAUGGAAUUCGAGAAAGCUCUCGCUCAAAGCGCGAACGAAGCCGUCCAACGUCUGAGCACCUUCGCAGCUGGAAUUCCCAAUGGCAGCAGCAAGGGAGAGAGCGAUUCUGAAACCAGUCCACUGUUCACCGAAACCAGCGAAGAUGUGGAGAAGUGCUCGUCGUCGUCGGAGGAGGCCGAGGAGCCCACCACAAAUUGUGAAACAAUGAUGCACGUCCUAAAGGGGAACAUUGGGACAGGUGUCCUCGCGAUGCCCAGCGCCUUUGCCAAUGCGGGAAUUGUGGUCGGCUCGAUAGGAAUUCUAAUGAUGGGCCUCAUCUGUGUUCACUGCAUGCAUGUCAUAGUGAAGUGCAACCACAUUCUUUCGAGAAAGCUUGGCUGCAGGUCAUUAGACUUUGCUGGAGUGGCGGAGAAUGCAUUCAGCUUAGGACCUCAGAGUUUUAGAAAAUUUUCCGGAGCAGCACGGGCUGCUGUGAAUGUCUUCCUAUUGCUCACACAGUUUGGCUUCUGCUGUGUCUACUUUGUAUUUGUAGCAGCGAGCAUUCAAGAAAUGCUGAAAGGGAUGGAUGCGUCUCUAACGGACGUCAACAUCUACAUCUGCCUCGGCAUAACACUGCCCUUCAUGGUCCUCUACAACUUCAUCCGUAGCCUUCGCAUGCUUGCCUACGCUUCCACCAUAGCCAACGUGCUUCAGAUCACGGGCAUGGCCCUCAUUUUCUACAACCUGUUACAAGACAUGCCCAACAUCUCUGAGCGACCUGCUGCCAUGCCCCUGUCGCAGCUGCCCUUGUAUUUUGGAACUGCCAUUUAUGCUUUUGAGGGCAUUGGUCUUGUGCUUCCAUUAGAGAAUAAAAUGAAGACACCCGCUUCCUUUAGCGGAUUGACGGGUGUGCUCAACACCGGCAUGAUGAUUGUCGUCUGCCUCUACACGGGAGUGGGAUUUUUCGGGUACCUCAAAUACGGCGAUGAGGUUCGUGGAAGCAUCACCCUCAACUUCCCUGCUUCCGCGUUGAAUGAAGUUAUCCGGGCCGCAUUUGCUAUCGCGAUCUUCUUGUCGUACGGCCUGCAGAUGUACGUCCCAAUUCAGAUCACGUGGCCCAGCAUAGUGCGUCAACUGGGUCUCGACUCUGGCCACUAUUCUCAGAGGACAGUCCUUGCCAUUGAGUAUGCCGUUCGGACAUCCUACGUCCUAAUCACAUUUGCAUUAGCUGCCCUGAUUCCCCAGCUAGACCUAUUUAUCUCCCUGGUGGGUGCCCUGGCAAGCAGCAGUCUGGCUCUCAUCCUGCCUCCUGUCAUUGAGCUGCUCACAUUACACGAUGCAAGCUGCGGCAAGCUGAUGUGGUCUUUUCUCUGCACCAAGAAUAUUGUGAUAACGUUGUUCGGUGUCAUAGGUUUUGUAAGUGGUACUUACGUUGCCUUAGAUAAGAUUAUCUAUUGUUUCUCCAACACAUGCGUCUCGUGAGCCGAAUCUACUUAAAAGUCGGCACGUGCACGCGCAGAAGUUGUGACGGGCUUCCAACAGGGCCGAGAACGGUGUCGUCUGCUAUUGACCGCUUACGGCGGCAGCACAAAUGGCAGAGUCUCGAUGUGUCUGACAGAAAAGAAAAAAGCUUGUACAUUAGUGGCAUGGUUGGCUAUCUGGGAUCUCAAGUGCAAAGCUUUGACAAUGAUCAGGCACUUGGCUGGCCGUGUGACAGUGUUUGAAACGGAAAAGCGGUGUUUGAUAUCGCCUGUGAUUGAACGUAUCAAGUUGACACCUUUGCCUUUAAGUACAAACAAGUUCCGCUACAUCCUCAGUUCGCAGAAACAAAGGUGCCCUGUCUUCACUGUCAUCUCACUGCUUCCACUGUGGUCUUUGUUUUUCAUUUCAAAAUGACCUGCCAACGAUCUUAUCUAUCACACUCAUGCAAGCCGACCGGUACAAGCCGACCUGUUGUCUAGACAAUCUCCCACAGAUGGCGCCGUCAGCACCUGUGCGUGACUAAAUGUGGAACAAAGUAAGAUUUUGCGGUUGUCCUGCAGAAAGAAGCCUAUCAUGUCAUAAAUGGAAUGACCCUAAAGGCCUGUUAAGGAAUACACCUCUUUGCAACACUGCUGAUUUCACGAUGUCACAAAACAAAAAGCCAACACCAGCACGAUUCAGUGCUGCGCAUUCUAUCAUUUGCUGCCUGGGACUUAUUGUAUCCUUUGCGUUACUCUGUUGAGAAGGAAACAGCACUGAGAUGCCUGGGGGCACUGAAGUUUUGUACAGAGUAGGUAGUACUUGGUUACGUACAAAAGAAUGUUCGCUAGCUACUCUUGAUUUGCCAAAAGUCACCGUAUGUACUAGCAUAAUUAUAGUGCUCUUGUUACCUCAAAAUGUUUUGUAAAUGAUCUGCACAAUAUAAAAUUAAUAUUGCUCAAUCGGGAAAUUAUAGUUUGUAAUAGAUCCUAAUGUGUGUCCGUGUAGGAUGGUGCUGGUCAUAUUGUGUGCUGUUAUCUUGUCUAUAUUGCAAUAAUCAGUGGAGUUGGUCUGCUUGCAGCGUUGACUUAUCAGACCUAGCGCGCGACUUGUGGAAUGCAUUAUUCCGUGAAAUACGGGCUCGGUGGCCACAGGUGCGCAAUCAAGGUGCUCCGCUUCACGCCGCAGCCCGAAACUCACGACUAGAGAGGGGCCGAAUCCGGAAUUAUCCGAAUCCGAACCCGAGGAAGGUUCUGCAACAAACCCACGAACCUUACGAAAUCUUUCUUAAAAAAAAGAGCUUAAAAAGCCAGGGGUUACAGUUUACUGAAAAGUGUUGUGAAGCAGAAUUUGAUAUAUACAUUCGUUUAAUGAAAUAGUUGACUUUGAGGAGAAAGCAUACCCAUAUAUACUUUUUCUUAAACGUAAUUUAUUUAACGCGUUGUCCAUCAACUACAGGAAGUACAAAAACUCUCGAGUCAGAAUUCUUUCCGUAAAACUAAAAAAAACAAAAACAAUCAAAGGCAGAACCAUAUGUUACUUUCAAACUCUUAACGUAAGGGUUCCUCGCUGAACUAAUCUCAGUCGAGAGCAAUGGGAGUAAACAAACAAGAAAACUGGUGCCGGCCAAUCAGGCUUUUCGGUGGACUCUGGGGGUGCCAAUUUUAAACAGAAACAAACUCAGUAUCUCAUUUUGACCGGACAGUACAAGGUCUUACGAGAACGCGAACCACGAAAGCAAUUAAUUUAGCACUAAUCAUAGAUGUUUUUCUUGAAUCUGCAAAUUGUGACUAUUUGUAAGCAUUUAUGCUUCCAGCUCAGCAAGAUGAAAAAAAAAAAACUCACGAAGAAGUCAGGAAAAAAUGCAGAUGCACAAAAAUAUCCGAUAUGUACCAUUCAGGUGUAGUGUCAUUAUAGGUGUCGUAUUUUAUGGCAUACUAUAAGAUUUGUCAGAUAUGUAUGUGAUGUCUGACGCAAACGUCGUUAUGGACUUUGUGCCGGACAUUUGGGCAUUUAUUGGGGAGUACAUAUUCGGCGAGGAAAUAAGAUUACACGGUUGCACAAAGAUUACACGGCAGUGUCAUUGGACCUCGGGAAAGUCUGUAGCGGUACAUCAUAUUCGCUGGAAUAAGAGAUCCGUUAGAUAGUGACGGAAUAUUUGACUCCAGCAUUUCGUGGAUUUGUGCCAGACAUCAUUCGGACAGUCAUGAAAACUGAGCUAAGCUUGCACACGUUAACACCGUCGGGCAUCAGGAACGGGACGAGGACGGGACAAUAUUGCAGCAUUCCUCCUAGACAAAUUUACAAAAUUGAAAAUGCGUUUUACGAUUGCAAUUUACGAUAUAACAGCAUUCGCAAAGUUGCUCGCCAUCAUGGACUGGCGACUUUGCGCAAUCCCUAGGAGUUCCGAAGAAAGGAGUCUCGAGUAAACUUUCUGAUGUAAUUAAUUAAUCUCAUGCGGUAGCUGAGGUAUUGUUGCAUCUGCUGUGAGGACGCUAUUCUCCAGUGAGGGAUUACCCCUGACUGAAAAACAAUGGGAGAGGAAACUCUCGGACGAACCCGGGUAAAUCACCGGGUCUCUAUCUUAGGCUGUGAUAGAGUCGUAGGAAGCAUUCUUAUUUAUGCUGUGCCUUAACAAGUUACGUUGUGUUGUUGGAUAUGAUCUACCAUGUGAUGUAAAUAGCCUCAGACAGGGUUAGCUAUUUAUACGUUGCUACUUUUAUGAGAAUGGGACCAACCGGGUGCCAUAGUGUACAAUAUCGAAAUUUGUCUCGAGGUAAGGUACCUGUAUUUUAUCUUGUUUUUAAGCUUUAUUUUGAAACGUUUUUGCAUUGGAUGCAUGCAUCCACCUUGUACAGAAUGUUCUUUGGACACUGUAUCCUGUACAUAGUGUGUAUUGGUCACUGCUGUAAAUAAAAUAUUGGACAUCA
Molecule: messenger RNA, 4542 nt
Organism: Ornithodoros turicata
Lineage: Eukaryota; Metazoa; Arthropoda; Arachnida; Ixodida; Argasidae
Product: proton-coupled amino acid transporter 1-like
Exons: 11
Coding region: 53-1633 (526 amino acids)
Biological process (GO): amino acid transmembrane transport
Molecular function (GO): L-amino acid transmembrane transporter activity
Source: RefSeq, a predicted model, not a curated record